Molecule: messenger RNA, 3280 nt
Organism: Trichobilharzia szidati
Lineage: Eukaryota; Metazoa; Platyhelminthes; Trematoda; Strigeidida; Schistosomatidae
Source: the annotation of a GenBank genome assembly
AUGAGCGCUAGGCAUUUACAGCAAGGAUUCAUAGCGUACUACUCGAGUUCAAAAUCUGAUUUUACUAGCGUGUUACAACUACUCCGGUUAUUGUCAUUGGAACAUUGUUCAAACGGCGGUAUUUCAACUAGGCGUUUUGGUGGCAUAUUUAACGCCUCUGAGAGCGUUCCUAGGCAAAUGGAGGUGUAUAUGGUUGUUCGGCGUAAGAAGACAAACAUUCACCUAAAUGCCAAAGAAACGAGUCUCGUCCUGGAGGUGAAGAAAAUGAUUGAAGGAAUUCUCAAAGUUAAACCUGAGGACCAGUUACUUUUGAAGCACCAAACUGAAAUGGAAGACGAAAAGACACUUAGCUAUUAUAACCUGAACAGUCAAACCGCAAGGGCCCAUACACCAGCCACGUUAGGAUUAUGUUUACGUGAUCCAGCCAUUUUUUAGCUUCCAUGAGCAGCCUGAGCGUCCUUCCAAAAUUUUGUUAUGAGACCUGUAAUCCAGCAGUUCUGGUGUUAUGAAUUGUGACUGUUUGUUAAACGCCAAUACAUCAAUCUCCUACAUAUCUGUUUUUCAAGCUUCUGACUCGUCUUAUUGUUUAUUGUAUUUGAAUAACCAGUCACUUGCAAGUAUUAAUCACUAAGUAUGCUUGGUUUUUCGUGCUAAGGGAAGUACAUAAAGACCAUCGAUAUUUUCAUAGGAUAAAAUAGUGUAAAGUACGUGCCACGGUGACUUUUAGUGAGGAUAUUCUGUGGUUCUGAUACUUGGAAGAAUGAGAACAUACUGCGGGUCUUCAUUUAUGCACCAUAACAAUUUUUAUUAAGAGUGGUUGACAAGUUUCGGAUGAUGUAAAUAUUACAGCUUUUGGUUGUUAACGUAGUAUUGUGAAUCUGGUUUACAUCUUUUUGUUCAUUUGAAAAGUGUUAUCUGGAUCCUCUCAAUAUUGAGUUAUUUUUAGCGAGAUUCAUAAUCAGACUUACAAUUUGGAUUUUAUUCUACAACUUUGUAACCAAAACAACUAGUUGCGGAACUUUUGUAAUAUUUAUUUUUAAAAACUAUGGGGUUUUAGUUGCUUGGAUUGGCUAUGUUACUCAGACUAAACUGUUAUAUCGUGGUAUUUUUAAUCAAGAUAAACAUGAAGUUAUUCCGUCUGUUUUUAUUGACGACUGUAUAUAUCGAAUAUUUUAGAGAUAGCUGUCGCCACCGCAGUCCACAGUCACUAAAUACGAUUUCCAGUUGACAUCGUGACAGUUAAUUGAAGAUAGUACUUAAAUUGAAAAUUGUAGAUGUGGUUGACUGUAAACACAGUGUUGGUGAAGCUGUUUGUUAAAUUUCACGUAAAUGGUUCAUAAUUAUGGUAUGUACUCUAUUUUCAUUCGUUUUUGGCUCUGUUAUAAUUUUAUGGAUAAGGUCGCCUAUCUACUUUCAAAUAAUUACAGACAUGCUGAAAUGGCGGAGGUACCUGUUACUGAAGUUGCUCCAUAAUAGGAGGGUCAGAUUAUCAGCAGCAGAAUCAAAAGGGUUUCUCUACAGUCACAGAUUUAACAUUUAAGUUUUAAUGUCGUUUAGUUGUGGUGUCAUGCUGGGUACUCAUCAUUAGCCGACAUUAAUUUUUCCCUUGUUUAUACGUCUAAAAACUGCCUAUGCUCAAGAUAAACAGACAGUUAGUGUGGAAGACAACCUUUGGAUCUGAAAGUUACACAACUAACUGUGAGUUCGAGGUCAAAACAGUUUCAAAACCCUAUUAAGGGUCUGUGUGAUCGGUCCCUUCCGAAUACAUCUUUAUUUAUAUUCGGUUCCCAUUACUCUAUUGACAGUUGUAGAGUGUGCCCAGAGGAGUUAGGAGACGUUAGUCCCCCCAAAAUGGUGUACAUAAGAGUAAAGGCCAUAUGGUCCUAUUUUGUUACUGACAAUCAUAAAGAUGUGAUGUCUCAAUUUUCACACAUAGACAAUAAGACGGCAAUUCAAUAAUGAUUCCAGUUUUAAUCAUUAAUUAUGGCACUUUAUGCUUGCCCAUACUAAAAUUAUUUGGUGUUUCUAAAUAUAGAUGAACGAUUCAAACAGUGGUAAUACGAAUACUGUUUCAUGUCAAGCGACUUCUGGCAGAGGUGGACUGUAUAUAUAUGUUUCAUUUUGCACCUCAUAAACACACAGUUCUUUGUUUUUGUGAGAUACGUAUAUUGAAUUGGCUUAUUUAUCACUCUGACCUACUCGCUCUGAGCACUAACUUCUUCUUAGGUCGAAUUAAUCGAAAUUGUUCUGGAAGACAGUUAAGCAAUUUUUAAUUUGGUAAUAUGUUCUGCUCACUUAAGCUGUGCUACCCGGCUAUGUAUAUGCCAUACAAACUUGUCAACUUAUAAGUUUGCUAGCGUUUUCUUAAGGUAGUUAACAUUUCUGAAAGGACCUUAUAAAGGUAGGGGAAAAGAAUGCCAUGAAACAACAAUGGAUGAAGAUUUACAGGAGAGAGAUAGAGAGAGUAGUUAGGUGGAUGACAAAAUGUAGUAAAUCCGUCUACAAUAUUGCGAAGUUUAUAGGCCAUUUUGCCAACAGUCUUCAACCAUUAAUUUGUAGCAUCUCCAGGAUCUUUGUCAGGUAGUCUGUAUUUCCUCACAUGGUUCAGAUCAAUCAUCGAAGACUUUGUGGAUUGAUGCUACAUUUUGUUCUGACUAGUCCGAGCCAAGUGCAUCACACAGAAUAGUAAUUUAAUUUUUCAGUUUUGUGUAUAGUGUUAAUGUCUUCUCAUGUCAUUAUUCAAAUUUCGAUUUUCUUAAAACUCUGAGAUCUAGUAUUGUUUAAAUUUGAUGAGAAAUGGUCAUCGUGCACCAAAAAUAAAAAAGUAUUCAUCCAUGUACAACCGCAGUAUACGUAGGUAUUUACAUCUACUAUCUAAAUAAACUGUUAUGAAACAAUCUAAGUAGCAUUAAUUUUGACUUUUACGAUCUAUGGAUUUUCGCUGUCAUGUAAAAAUGUCUAGCUGUGAAACAAAUUUUCAAAUUCUCAACAUCUCUUAUAGCGGCUGCCUUUUGUAACAGUCAGUUUACGUAUCAAGUGGCAUUGCACACUGAGUUAUGUUGAUUCAUUUCGUUGAUUGUAUCAUGGUAUGCGAUUUGCGCAUAGACUCCUUGACUGAGUGAUCGCAACAUAGAACUUUGCACUGAAGUGCAGCAGUUCAAGUUGCCACACCCCAUUUGCUACACAAAGGAAAACUAAAGAAAAAAAACGAGAUUCUAAAGGAUGGUAAUAAACAGGAAUAUGAGGAAGAAAUAAUAGUAGCAUGGGAAAACAUGAGGGU